Messenger RNA from Phragmites australis (common reed), 3321 nucleotides. Its product is annotated as protein argonaute 4A. Bases 211 to 2925 code for a protein of 904 amino acids. The record is from RefSeq and is a predicted model, not a curated record. Gene Ontology annotation, cellular component: cytoplasm. The transcript has 24 exons. NCBI's taxonomy places the organism in Eukaryota, Viridiplantae, Streptophyta, Magnoliopsida, Poales, Poaceae. Gene Ontology annotation, biological process: regulatory ncRNA-mediated post-transcriptional gene silencing. Gene Ontology annotation, molecular function: RNA binding; protein binding.
CAUUCCUCGCUCCCCCUCCCGUUCCCGCUCCCACUCCCUGUAGGUGGAAAUCUAGGGUUCUAGGCGCGGAUUAGAUCGUCUGUUCUUGGAGCGGUUGUUCGUGUUGCACGGAUUUGGGGUUUGUUUUGGCGAGGGUUUUUGGCUCCUGUCCUGUGGGUCGGGCAGAGGCUCGGCAGCUUUUGGACCCGAGACACCUUAGAGGCUCACUAAAUGGAGUCCAACAAUGGUGAGGCUGAUGACUUGCCUCCUCCACCUCCUUUGGCUCCAGACAUAGAGCCAAUUAAAGCUGAGGAAGCAAAGAAGUUGUCGAAACCUAAGAAGGCGCUGGUCCCAAGGAAAGGUUUUGGCAAAAAAGGGCAGCAGAUAAAGCUUUUAACAAACCACUUCAAAGUUUCUCUGAAGAACACAGAUGAAUUUUUCUAUCACUACUAUGUGAAUCUGAAGUAUGAAGAUGAUAGGCUGGUUGAUGGCAAGGGGGUAGGGAGAAAAGUGAUUGACAAACUCCAGCAAACUUACGCAACUGAGCUUGCAAAUAAAGAUUUCGCAUAUGAUGGUGAGAAGAGCCUGUUCACAAUUGGUGCUCUUCCUCAAGUUAACAACGAGUUUACUGUUGUGCUGGAAGAUGUUUCCACUGGAAAGAUGGCUGCAAAUGGAAGCCCUGGCAAUGAUAGUCCUUCUGGAAGUGACAGGAAAAGGGUUAGAAGGCCCUACCAGACAAAGACGUUCAAAGUGGAGCUAUCCUUCGCAGCGAAAAUUCCUAUGAGUGCAAUUGCACAGGCUUUGAGAGGUCAGGAAUCCGAGCAUACUCAGGAAGCAAUCCGAGUAAUUGAUAUUAUUUUGAGACAGCACUCUGCAAAGCAGGGUUGCCUCUUGGUCCGUCAAUCUUUCUUCCACAAUAAUCCUUCCAACUUUGUUGACUUGGGUGGCGGUGUAAUGGGCUGUAGAGGAUUCCAUACUAGCUUCCGUGCUACACAGAGUGGACUUUCACUUAAUAUUGACGUGUCCACAACAAUGAUAGUGAAACCUGGUCCUGUUAUUGAUUUUCUACUUGCCAACCAGAAGGUUGAUCAUCCAAACAAGAUUGACUGGGCCAAGGCUAAGCGUGCCUUGAAGAAUUUAAGGAUAAAGACAAGCCCUGCAAAUACAGAAUAUAAGAUUGUUGGUUUGAGCGACAGGAGUUGCUCUGAACAGAUGUUCACACUAAAGAACAGAAAUGGUGAAAAUGGUGACCCUGAAACAACAGAGAUGAGUGUUUAUGAUUACUUUGUCAAGAACCGUGGCAUAGAGUUGAGAUACUCUGGUGAUUUUCCCUGUAUUAAUGUGGGGAAGCCAAAGCGGCCGACAUAUUUCCCUGUUGAGCUUUGCAGCCUUGUGCCUUUACAAAGAUACACUAAGGCGUUGAGUACACUUCAGAGAUCUUCACUUGUUGAGAAGUCUAGGCAGAAACCACAAGAAAGGAUGACAGUUCUGUCUGAUGUACUUCAACGAAGCAACUAUGACUCGGAGCCUAUGCUGAUGGCAUGCGGCAUUUCGAUAGCCAAAAGAUUCACUGAAGUUGAUGGUAGGGUACUGCAGGCACCCAAGCUCAAAGCUGGAAACGGAGAAGAUAUUUUUACACGUAAUGGGAGAUGGAACUUCAAUAAUAAGAGGCUCAUCAGAGCUAGCAGUGUCGAGAAAUGGGCUGUGGUGAACUUUUCUGCACGAUGCAAUGUCAGGGAUCUUGUCCGAGAUCUCAUCAAGUGUGGGGGCAUGAAGGGAAUUAAAGUAGAUCAACCUUUCGAUGCAUUUGAAGAGAAUCCUUCCAUGAGACGUGCACCUGCUGUAAAAAGGGUGGAUGACAUGUUUGAUCAAGUAAAAACGAAGCUUCCUGGAGCACCCAAGUUUCUUUUGUGUGUUCUUGCUGAGAGGAAGAAUUCUGAUGUUUAUGGGCCUUGGAAGAAGAAAUGUCUUGCUGAAUUUGGGAUUGUUACACAGUGUGUGGCACCUACAAGAGUCAAUGAUCAAUAUCUUACAAAUGUCCUGCUUAAGAUAAAUGCAAAGCUUGGUGGCUUAAAUUCAUUGCUUCAAAUUGAAGCAUCUCCUGCUAUUCCUCUUGUAUCCAAGGUCCCAACUAUCAUUCUGGGAAUGGAUGUGUCCCAUGGUUCACCUGGACAGUCUGAUAUGCCCUCCAUUGCUGCUGUUGUGGGUUCUCGUGAAUGGCCUCUUAUCUCAAAAUACAGAGCUUCGGUGCGUGCUCAAUCACCUAAGAUGGAAAUGAUUGAUUCCUUGUUUAAGCCACAAGGAACUGAGGAUGAUGGUCUCAUUCGGGAGUGUCUCAUUGACUUCUACACCAGUUCUGGGAAGAGAAAGCCUGAGCAAAUCAUUAUAUUCAGGGAUGGGGUUAGCGAAAGCCAGUUUAAUCAGGUGCUGAACAUUGAGUUGGAUCAAAUAAUUGAGGCUUGCAAGUUUCUGGAUGAGAAAUGGUGUCCCAAGUUCACAUUGAUUGUUGCCCAGAAAAAUCAUCAUACUAAGUUUUUCUUGCCUGGAUCUCCAGAUAAUGUUCCUCCUGGUACUGUUGUGGACAACAAAGUCUGCCAUCCAAGAAACUAUGACUUCUACAUGUGUUCUCAUGCUGGAAUGAUUGGUACUACGAGGCCAACACAUUACCAUAUUCUGCAUGAUGAGAUAGGCUUCAGCCCUGAUGACCUCCAGGAGUUGGUGCAUUCACUCUCUUAUGUGUAUCAAAGGAGCACAACAGCCAUUUCAGUUGUUGCUCCGAUCUGUUACGCACAUCUUGCUGCCGCUCAGGUCGGCCAGUUCAUAAAGUUCGACGAGAUGUCUGAGACCUCGUCCAGCCAUGGAGGCCACACCUCGGCUGGCAGCGUCCCAGUGCCGGAGCUACCUCGCCUGCACGAGAAAGUUAGGAGCUCCAUGUUCUUCUGCUGAGCAGGCCUAGCUGCUGCUUUGUGUGAUGUGCUGUACUUUUGGUGGAUGGCCUGGGAUCACUUGGUGCCUUGAGAAACUUGGAACUCUGUUAGGAUGUCGGUGUCUUUUGGCUUCAAAGUAUCAGUAGUACUUGCCUAUUUGGAACUCUGGUAGGAUGUCUGAUCUCUUUGCCUGGCGAUUGAUAUGUGAUCUGUCCGCUUGCCACUAGAAAUUGAUGGUUGUUUUAACCGAGUCGAAAGUUUUGGUGUUUUAGUUGAUCUGCUUGCCAUUUGAAACAGGAAACCCACUGACACGAUGCAUUAGUGCCUGAGACCCAGAAUAUUGUGUUAAAAGGAAUAUUGGUUUGAAGCCUGGCCAGAAAAAUUAGAGGCGAUAGCUGAACUCCGUUUUUUGUUC